AAGCAGCGGCGGCUGCAGCAGCAGCAGCAGCAGCAGCAGAAACCCAGAAAAUCGGCGAAAAAGCUGAGAAAGUGGAGGUGACCCCCGAGGGGCUCCUGGAGAGCCGCCAUGACUACCCUCCACCCUAGGAAGGAUCCCCUCCUCCGAGGUGUAUCCCCCACCCCUAGCAAGAUUCCAGUACUCUCUCAAAGAUGCCCGGAUUUUUCAUCAGUCAAGUCGUGCUCUCUGGACCAGGAGAAUCAAGAUCCAAGGAGACUGGCUCAGAAGCCACCGCUCAGUACUCAACGUCCGCUCAUCGACUCGGCAGGCCUCAGACCGAAAACCUCGCACCAGACAGAGAAAUCACAAAGAUUGGGGGGGACCACCCAACUCCGGAACCCUUUGGAAGAACUCAAGCCUGGCUCUGGGGAACCAAAUGUGGGGCUUGUGCCUCACCCCCAGACAGAGGCUACAGGGGCUAUAGAUUUUGUCGCUGACCCUGCAGCCCUGGCCACCAUCCUGUCAGGUGAGGGGGUGAAGAGCUGUCCCCUGGGGCGCCAGUCCAGUCUGGCUCAGAGAGUACUAGUUCGAGGGAGCAAGGGAGGCACCACCCGGAGGGGCCAGAUUGCUCGGUCUUCAGCAUACCUGGCUCCCAGGACCCCUAUCCAUCAACCAGAUCCUGCCAGGGCUUCCUGCUUCUCAAGACUGGAGGGAUCAGGACCCCGAGGCCGCACUUUGUGCCCACAGAGGUUAGACGCUCUGAAUCCACCUUCAGGAUCUUCCUUUCAUUCCUCAACUCGCCCCAGUUUACAGGAACUAAGAAGAGAGACAUGUGGUAACAGCAGCAGGACUUCAGCAAGCCAGCCCUCCAGACCGCUCCCGAAGACCCCCGUCCAGCCUGCAGAACCUGAGGCUGCCCCUCGUUCCGGUGAAGGAGGAAGAGCCCUACUGGGUCUGGCCCAACGGGUGCCAUUAAGAGAGACUGGAGAAAGGACGCACACCAGGACCCCAUAUUCAUCCUUGAAAAAGAUCAACAUGUGGUCAAAAACCCACUUCACACCGCUCCGGUCAUUACCCAGAGUUCAGCAGCAGGCCCAGUGGCCGAGUGGUCUCUCCCCUCAUCUCUCUCCUCAUCGCUCCCCUGAAGAGCCUGCCCUGCCCUGGGAGCAGAUCGCUGUAAGGUUGUUUGACCAGGAGAGUCGCAGCAUGUUACAGAAGGGAUCCGCGGCAAGCACUUCUGGCCCUCACCCCGAUAAAACCCCCACCCUCCAGGAGCUAAAGAUGCAGCGCAUCAGUGUUCUACAGCAGCUCCUGCGGCAGGAGAUGGAGGAGCUGGCCGUGGGCAAAGGUGCCCCUCCGGGUGGAGGCUCUGCUCUAGACAUGACCGAACUCCAGCCCCCGCUGGCUGAAAUUUCUAGAACUCUGACUGCUCCAGAACACAGUUCUGGAACUUCCCUUCUCGGACUGUCGAAACACUCGGGUGUGACAGGGUCAUUCCUUGCCGAAGAACGUGAGGAGCCACAGGCUUGCCCCGGGGAGGAGACUAAGGUGGUUCAGCCCAGCUCUGCCACAGAACCAGAGCCCCCAGAGCCAUGCCGGAUAGCUGGGCCAGAGCCCCCAGAGUCCUGCCUUCCGGCACUGCCUGGACCCCUUCUGCCUCGUUCCCAAGGACAGGCUGGACCCCUUGGGGCCUGCCCUAGGACAGAGCUGAGACCAUCGGCAGCCUGCUCUCUGGAAGCUAGAAAUCCAGAGUCUGGCUCACAGUCCUGUUGCGGUCAGGGGUCUCCAGCAACCACCAGCUUGACCUUCUCUUCACAAAGCCCACUCUGUGCCAGCCCCCCUCUCCACUCACUCCAGUCCUUGCGGUCCCCAGCAGGCCAGUCAGGCCCCAGCAGUCUGGCCCCUCGAACUCUGGCUCUGAGGCAGCGCCUCAAAGCCUGUCUCGCCGCCAUCCACUGCUUCCACGAGGCUCGCCUGGACGAUGAGUGUGCCUUCUACACUAGCCGAAUCCCACCUCCUGGGCCCACCCGGCUCUGCACCAACCCUGUGGCCACGCUGCUUGAACGGCAGGAUGCCCUGCGUUUCAUUCCAGUGGGUUCUGUGGUCCCACAGGACUCUCCAUCGUGACUCCAGCCUCCACGGAGAUUCUGUUCUGCUUCGGCCAUCCCUUCCUUUUUAGUCUUAUUUAUUGUUGCUCUGCCCAUUGGACUGGGAGCCAACAGCCUCUUACCCUUUAAUAAAGUUUCUGUAAACUGA
This is a messenger RNA of Peromyscus leucopus (white-footed mouse), 2235 nucleotides long. RefSeq names its product trophinin associated protein (gene Troap). The record is from RefSeq and is a predicted model, not a curated record. The transcript has 14 exons. The coding region runs from base 109 to 2106 and encodes 665 amino acids. NCBI's taxonomy places the organism in Eukaryota, Metazoa, Chordata, Mammalia, Rodentia, Cricetidae.